Hyalella azteca is the source of this 3536-nucleotide messenger RNA. It is a transcript of the gene Vps45, whose product is annotated as vacuolar protein sorting-associated protein 45. Gene Ontology annotation, cellular component: Golgi membrane. The record is from RefSeq and is a predicted model, not a curated record. Lineage: Eukaryota; Metazoa; Arthropoda; Malacostraca; Amphipoda; Hyalellidae. The coding region runs from base 573 to 2363 and encodes 596 amino acids. Gene Ontology annotation, biological process: vesicle-mediated transport; intracellular protein transport. The transcript has 12 exons.
CUCUCCAGACUGCAAUUGGUUUGUGUGACAGCCUUUCCAAUAUGCUAUGUAUACUGGUUAAUUUAAAACCUUUAUGGAAUUCUACAUUGAUUUUAUAUCUGACUAGCAUUUUACAGUUUAUAUAGUUUUCAGUGAUAAGAUGUGGCAAGGUAUUUGCAUUAUUUGCAGACUGUUGUUGCUGAGUGGUGACAUGUGUCAGCCUGUCAAAGUUGAAUUCUAGGAAUUAUAAUUGGGAUAUCCAAGAUGGAAACAGUCUGGUAACUUGAUUAGUUUGAGGUAUAACUCCAAUUUUAUAAGCAAAGAUUUGUUUUGGGGGUUUGAAUCCAAUAUGAAACAAGUACCUGUUAAUUUUUUAACUGUUCUAAAUUCCACCUGAAAUUAUUAUUUAGGUCUCAUUGAAUGAUUGACAGUGGCUUAAUUAGUGGGCUCAAAAGUUACUGCAUGUAAUGUUCAAUAAAUGUUGCUUAUGACCGUGCCUGGUGCUACUGAACUUUGCUUGAAAUGUAUAAAAUAAACUAAGUUAUUAUUGCAGUGCUGGAGACUGGAAGAACGAAAUCAUAAAACUUGCAGCAAUGGGGGCUGUUGGUGCUAUCAAAAGUUAUAUUGAGACCAUGAUUCGUGACAGUGAACCUGGAUACAAGAUCAUGCUGAUGGAUCGUGAGACUACUGCCAUUGUAAGUCUUGUUAUGGCCAUGAGUGAAGUAAUGAAGCAAGAAGUCUACAUGUUUGAACAAGUGGAACAGAUGAGCAGUGGGGAGAACAUGAGCUAUCUGAAAUGUGUUGUUUUUGUACGACCAACUCCUGAAAACAUUUCCCUUCUCUGCAGAGAAUUGCAACAGCCACGUUAUGGAGCUUAUUAUAUAUAUUUCAGUAAUGUGGUGAGUAAAGCUAGUGUGAAGCAGCUGGCUGAGUCAGAUGAGCAGGAGCUGGUCAGAGAAGUGCAGGAAAUUUAUGCUGACUACAUGGCAUUGGCGCCCCAUAUCUUCACUCUCAACAUUCCUCGUCCUAUAACAGGGAUGCGUUGGGCAAGUGGGUGCCUCCAGAGAUCAAUGCAGGGCUUGACCUCCUUGGUAUUUUCUCUUUCCUUGCUGCCAGAUGUAAGAUAUCAAGCAAACUCAGACCUGGCUCGUCAACUGGCAGAUGAGAUUCGGAUGAUGAUCACCAUGGAAGGUGCUGUAGUAGCCAGUUCUUCCACUGGUAAUUCAAGCUAUGGAUUUGCCCAGUACAACAAUUCCUACAAUAACUCAAGUAAUGGCGCCAUCCCUUCCAGUGUUGUCAUAAUACUGGACCGCCGAGAUGACCCCAUCACUCCAUUACUCCAUCAGUGGACUUAUGAAGCUAUGGUUCAUCAGCUGCUCGGUGUCAACGGUGGCAGGGUUAGUCUGGCUGAUGUUCCUGGCAUAGCAGAGGAGCUCAAGGAGGUUGUUAUGACCCCAACACAGGAUGAAUUUUAUGCCAAGAGCAUGUAUUUAAACUACGGAGAAAUUGGCCAGACCAUCAAGCAGCUCAUGGAGGAGUAUCAGGGCAAACUGAGCAAGCAGCAGAAAGUGGAGAGCAUCGCCGACAUGAAGCAUUUCGUGCAAAAUUAUCCUCAGUUUAAACAAAUGUCAGGCACGGUGAGCAAGCACGUGACGGUAGUAGGCGAGCUGAGCCGCGUGGUGUCGGCGCGACGACUGCUGCAGGUCUCUGAGUGUCAGCAGGAACUCGUGUGUGGCACUGACCACUCCCCUAAUCUACAGCGAGUGCACGAACUGGUGCGUGACCCUGGCAUCAGUGCUGAGGACGCUGCGGUGCUGGUAAUGCUCUACGCCAUCAGGCACCAGACACACGCCAACAACGAUACCAGGGGGCUAGUGUCAGCCCUGCGUAAACGCAGCGUUAACGACAGAUAUAUCAAGUUGGUGUCGGCCAUGCUGGAGUACGGAGGUGAAGCGGCUCGGCAAUCAACGCUGUUUUCGUCGCCACUGCCCCAGGAUGUUUCUGCUUUCAAAAAACUUCUCUUUAAGGGAGUGAAAGGCGUCGAGAAUGUUUACACUCAGCACAAGCCUCUAGUGCUGGAGACCGCUACGCAGGCCGUCAAGGGUAGACUCAAAGAAUCCUCGUAUCCUUUCAUCGGGACCGCCCCACAGAAUGCUGCUGCCCGGCCACAGACGGUGAUACUCUUCAUUAUCGGAGGCGCCACGUACGAGGAAUCUGCUGCCAUCCACCAGCUGAACUGCACCCUGGCAUCGCCUGCUGGUGGCACUGCCACGCCCAGUGCCAGGGUGCUGCUCGGUGGCACUCAUAUCCUCAACACCCCCGCCUUCCUCGAGUCCGUCGAGGCUGCUGUUGAGGGCACCACACGAACAUCCCAUAGAUUAUAGUGAAGCUAAUUUAUUCUCUCAGCAUUACGAAGUUUCGAUUCAAUUACUCGUGAAGAUUCUUUGACAAAAUGAGCCCAAAGCAUUUUAUUAAAAUUCAAGGAUGUUUCGAUAUCGGGGUUGUGUUGUAUUUCCGGGCCCAAGUUAUUGCAGCGAAGAAGGUUUUUGUUAUUUUUAUACCUUUAAAGAAUGUACAGAAAGUUCUGUUUAGAGUUAAAUUGUGCAGCCAUUAGUAUUGCACGAGUCUGCUUCUCUGUCUAAUACUGAUUAGUUAAACUCUUUACAGAAUUAUUCACUCGUUUUUCAUGCAGUAAUCAGACACUACUUGAAAUAUUUUCUUUGAGAUCAACUUUAAACGAUUAAAGUUAAAGUUAUCAUUUUUGUCCAAUUCAUAUCUCUACGAUCUGAGUUCAUGUAUGCAACCAUUGUUUGCCAACUGCAACUUCGGUCGUUACUGUUCUUCUGUUUGGAAUUCGGGGCUGGCGCUAUAUUCGGGAGUAAUUGGUCGUGUAGUCAUUUAUUGUCAGCGUCCUGAGCAAGUAUUCACGUUUUGCUGUUAAAUAAAUAUUAUGGUUGUCUGUUUGUUCGGUGUUGAUUGUGCUCUGGGUAUCAGGUGUAGCCCUUGUAAAAAUUCAUGUGAUUCUGUAUGGAAAAUAUUCAGAUGUAAUUAUGCGAUCGAAAUGGAUUUGUAAAAGUAUCACUUACGCUAAAUUUCUACUGCUUCGUUUACGAUUUUAUUAAUUAUAUUUCAUGACCUCUUCCCUACCAUCGCAAUUGCGAAGCACAGACAUGAAAAUCAAUCCGUUACGAAGAAUGUUGAAACAUUUUCUUGGUAUCGUUCAUAUCUGAACGAUAUAUAUCUUACAUAUCUUUCUUGGUAUCAGAUCAUAUCUGGUAUCGUUUUCUUAACUGGUAUCUGUUAUUUCUUCAUACAUGGUAUCGUUUUGUGUUUGUUUCUACAGGACGGUUUUCAGUAUCGCGACAGUUGUAGAAUUCUCGCAUGUGAGAUAUAUUCCAUUACUGUUUUUAUGGUGUAGAUAAUACCAAAGAUUUGUUGUUAGUUGUUAUUUAUAUUAAUUUUAUCAUUACACAUGCAAUCACUUCAUCUGUAAAUCGCUUAAAAUAGUCUCCUGGAUUUGUUCAAUGUGAAAGCUUAAUUUAUUGUCUUCUAUUAUA